Messenger RNA from Podarcis muralis (Common wall lizard), 3070 nucleotides. It is a transcript of the gene PYGO1, whose product is annotated as pygopus family PHD finger 1. The record is from RefSeq and is a predicted model, not a curated record. Gene Ontology annotation, biological process: kidney development; spermatid nucleus differentiation. Lineage: Eukaryota; Metazoa; Chordata; Lepidosauria; Squamata; Lacertidae.
UUUGGUGUUCAGGGACAUAAAACCUUUGUGGUUCAGGGACAUAUGCACGUUCCUUUUUUAACAAAGUGUUUCCAACUUCUUGGAACUAGCAAGUGACUUGAGCAGCAUUCUCGGGAGGGACAGAGGAAGCGGGCGCCCCCCACGGAGCUCAGGCUCUGCUGGAAGACAAGGGCGGGCAGCAGCUUGGCAGCAUUGGAGGCUGGGGCCGGUAGUCGCACACCUCGGCCCUUCGGACACGUUUCCUCCGGUGCCAAGUCCUGGGGCCGACCCCUCCGUUCCUCCUCCAGCGAUUCCCGCAGAGCGCCAGGGGCCGAGCCCCUGCCCCGAGGAGCUUGCAAGAAGCCGCUGCUCGAAUCCCCGGGCGGGGAAACCUGCCUCCUCCAGAGCCGAAGGAGCAGCAGCAGCAGCGGGCGGCGUGCACACGCCUCUGGGCGACACGUGGAGUCCCGGGAUGGGCCGGUAGCGCGGCCGCCUCUGCCUCCUUCCUGCGGAGGGCGUCGCGGCGGCCCCUCCGGGCCCAGCCAGGCCGCGGGCGGAGCUGCCCGGCCCAGCUCCCUCCCUUCUCCCCCGCCGGGGGUCUCCACGCAAGGGCGGCGGCUGCUGCUGCGGCUCCCGCUCCCCGCUGCCGCCCUACGCCGGGCCCUCUCGCCGCCGCCGCCUCCGCUCCUGCUGCUGCUGCCUGGCGGGGCCUGGAGCGAUGCUUCGCCGGUGAUGUCCGCGGAACACGAGAAGGACCCCGCCGCGGCGCUCAAGAGGCCCCGAGGUGGUGACGGUGGAUUGGAUGGGUUAGGAGGCCCAGGUGUGCAGCUUGGCAGUCCAGAUAAGAAAAAGCGCAAGUCGAAUGUUCAGGGGUCAUCCUUUCCUCCACCAUCUGAAUAUGCGCCUCCACCAAAUCCCAGCUCUGAUCACCUUGUAGCUGCAAAUCCGUUUGAUGACAACUACAACAAUCUUUCUUACAAGCCGUUGCCAUUGGGGAACCCAUAUUUUGCCAAUCCCAGCUACCCCGGCUUUGGAGGCUACAACACGUUCAGGAUGCCACCGCAGAUGCUUCCCAGGAUGUCCUCACCAUACGGUGCUACUUACCCACUUAGAAACCAGCCACACCCAUUUCCCCAGAACCCAGUGGGAAUGGUCUACAACCGGCCUCAACCGAUUAACUUUGGGCCACAUGAAAAUGUGUCUUUUGGAAACCAGCCAUCCUAUAACAGUAACAUGAAUCAGAAUGUUGGCAUGUCCGGCCAACACUUCAGGCCGAACCCUGGUGAGAAUUUUGGUCACAUUCCUUCACAGAACACGACACAGAUGUCACCCCAUGACAUGCCAUUGCACUUUGGACCUGGCGGCAACCCCAAUUUCAACAAUUCCCAGAUGGAGUCAAACCAUUCUUUCUUUCCCUCGCCAAACAAUUACAACCAGGCAAAGCCUUUGCAAAAGCAAGGUGCAAAUAAGCACAACCACCCCCCGCCACAACAUCAUCUGCACGGCCCAGAGGACACUGCGAACUCAGGAAACACAGAUAUAAAGACUGUGAAUCGAAAUAACCCCGCAAACCAGGAGAGCAUCCCUUCUAAAAAUGUUGAAAAUCUGAACAGCAAUCAUGCGAAUGGGGCUCAGAACAAGCCCCGGCUCCCCAGCCGAGGUCCAGCUGAAGGAGGCAGCUCUGAGAAGGGCAGCAAAAUGCCCCUACACCCUGGUCAGCAUGGUCACGCCGCCUCUGAGCCAGUCUAUCCUUGUGGGAUUUGUACCCACGAAGUGAACGAUGACCAGGAUGCCAUCUUGUGUGAAGCUUCUUGUCAAAAAUGGUUUCAUCGGAUCUGCACAGGCAUGACGGAAUCUGCCUACGGACUGCUCACUGCAGAAGCAUCGGCAGUGUGGGGCUGUGACACCUGCAUGGCGGACAAGGAUGUUCAGCUGAUGCGCACCAGAGAAACAGCUGGGCCACUAGUGUUGAAUGCUGAUGCGUGAUGCCCACCCUGGUGUUUCCUUUUUCAGUCAUGGGUGGGCUUUGUUUGCUUUCUUUUGAGCAGUUGGUCUUCACUUUCUGCCCAAGUGCAUUAAGAUUUUACCAGGAGAACUUCUAGCAAAUGCUCAACUGACGAUUAAGUGCCAAUAUGGCUUUACUCACAUGGAGAGUUUGGGGGUAUGUAAACAUCUGCCUUUGUGGGUCACUUUGCCCAGGGCUAUUCCACUUGGCAGUGUUGGAGGAAGCAUAUACUGAUUUAUCUUUUGAGUACAUGGGAGUUCAUUCUGUCCUCUGUUUGGGAGCCUUUCUUAAGUUCUGAAGGUUGAGGGCAUGACACAGGGAGAAGGAUCAAGCAAUAUUUAUUUUAAAAUGACCACCAGGAAUGUCAAACUAUUUGUAUAAGUAGCUGAAAACCUCAAGUCAUAUUAACCCCCUUUUCACAUUUUGAUUUAGCUUGCUCUUUCAGAACAUAUUGGUGAGCUUUGAAGAUAAGGAACAGGUCCAUUUUUAGUGAAUUCUGAAGAGUUACUCAGUGGGCAUCUCUUUAAUGGUCUUUAGCAGCCUGUUUCCAAACACAUUUACUCAGCAAGAACUCUUGUAGUUUUCAUUGGCCAAGUGAGCAUCAAUAAGACUAAGUGCAUAAAAGCUCAGCAGGCCUGAAUGUUUUUUUUUCUUCCCUUUUUUCAAAAAAGGGAUUGAGGUUUGUAUGUCUGUGAUAUUAAUACACACUCACCCUUUCCAAGACCCAUCAUGUCCUCCGCAAUGGCAUUGCAACACCAUGAAGUGUGAUGCUGCCAUCCCAGUGUCGGCUGUCUUGGCACUCCAUUGUGGUGCUAGAUUAGAGUUCUGGGCUCUUUAGACCUUUUUGUGUGAUGAAUGUAAUCCAGAUAAAUUUGCUAGUAUGGUAAAUUGUUCAAGUCCCACUGUCUUCAGAGGGACUUGACUUAUUAAGCAUGCUAAUUUUUCUUUGGCUUGGGAAUGUGCAUUUGGUUCCACAUGGACUUACUCUGGUGCCUGCUGUACAGAAUUUACUGUUGCACAUAGGCAGCCUCUGUGUCUCCCUUUCUUCCUGCCCUCAAUCACAGCUAGCUUGCACAUUUGGCUUUG